Molecule: messenger RNA, 684 nt
Organism: Miscanthus lutarioriparius
Lineage: Eukaryota; Viridiplantae; Streptophyta; Magnoliopsida; Poales; Poaceae
Source: the annotation of a GenBank genome assembly
AUGUCGAACUCGAAGAAAAUCGUGGUGAAGCUGGACUUGCAUGACAACAAGGACAAGCAGAAGGCGCUCAAGGCCGUCUCCGUGCUCGUCGGCAUCGACGCCAUAUCGGUGGACAUGGCGGCGCACAAGAUGACGGUGAUCGGGACGGUGGACCCGGUGCAGGUGGUGAGCAAGCUGCGCAGCAAGUCCUGGGCGGCGCACCUCGACUCCAUCGGCCCCGCCAAGGAGCCCGAGAAGAAGGAGGAGAAGAAAGAGGAGAAGAAGGAAGGCGGCGGCGACGACAAGAAGGACGGUGGCGGCGACGGCAAGAAGGAGGAAGGGGACGGGAAGAAGGACGGCGAAGGCAAGAAGGAGGAAGGCGACGGGAAGAAGGAGGAAGGCGACGGCAAGAAGGACGGCGAGGGAAAGAAGGAGGACGGCGAGGGCAACAAGGAGGAGGACGGCAAGAAGGACGACAAGAAGGAGGAAGGGGAGAAGAAGCCCGCCGCGGUGGCCCCUCCAUGGAUGCACCAGCUGCCGCCGCAGUACAUGCACAUGCUCACCGCGGACUACAUGAACCAGUACCGCCCCCCGCCGCCGGUGGCGUACCACCACCCGUACGCGGCGGCGCCGACGCCGCCACAGUACUACUACGUGCGCAACAUGAGCAUGGAGGAGAACCCCAACUCCUGCGCCAUAUUGUGA